AUUUUUUUGAUUUUUAUUUUUUACCCCAAACCCACUUGCUUCUUCGAUGUCAGAAAGACUCUUCCUUCUUCCCACAUGAAAAGCUUUCUUUUUCGGGUACACCAUCACAUGAACUUCAAAUCUGAUGAAAUAAAAGGGGUUUGUUUGCUUUUUACCAUGCAUGGAAAAUAAAGUUUUUCUUGGGAUAGUACUUGUCAUUGAAUCCAAACCCACUUUGGAGAGAAAGGCAAAACAGAUUUAGAAGCUUACACGGCUUCCAUAAAUAUAAAAUGUCUUAGUUCUUCCCCCCUCGUUUCUCACACUUCCUCUGCCUUCAAAACUCUCAGUUUGGAAGUUUGGGUGCCUAAAAAUCUCUAUCAGUCCAUCUUGAUCUUAAUUUACUAAGUUCUCUAUGCUUGCCACUGCUUUUUAUGUUCUGUGUAGUCUGACAAAAAACCAUCUUUCUUCUUCAUAAACCUAAUUAGUUUCUUUUCAGUUUACAUAGAAAAAACCAUGCAUGAUUCAAUCGUAAUUCCUGCUUGUUUUACAUCCGGUGAGCGGCCAAUUGGUGAGCCAUCUACUAUGAUCAGGUCAGGACAGAGUGCAUUCAUGUCAGUGUAUCGGACAAAGAUUGCUGGUCAGUGCCGUCUCAUCACCGUCACUUGGUGCAAGAACUUGCUGCUUCAUGGCUUAUCAGUUUCAGUUCAAGGACAAGAUGAAGAAGAGCAGUAUCGAUGCAAAGUUGAGCUAAAACCAUGGUAUUUUUGGAGGAAACAAGGCUCCAAGCAAUUUACAGUUGAUGGAAGAACAGUUGAUGUUGUAUGGGACCUGAAAGCUGCGAAAUUCAACGGCGAGACAGAGCCGCAAUCUGAUUACUAUGUUGCCAUUGUUUGCCAAGAAGAGGUCGUUUUACUUGUCGGUGAUAUGAAGAAAGAUGCUUUCAGAAAAACAGGUUGCAGACCAUCACUGAUAGAGCCUAUUUUGGUGUCGAGGAAGGAACAUUUAUUUGGUAAAAGGAAGUUCUGUACAAGAAUGAAAUUUCAUAUGAGAGAAAAUUUCCAUGAAAUUAUGAUCGAAUGCAACAACAGCAGCAGUAUCAGCAGCGCAGAUCAAAGCGGGUAUGAUCCAGAAUUGGAGGUGAAGAUUGAUGGGAAACUAGUUCUUCAUGUUAAGCAUCUCCAUUGGAAAUUUAGAGGUAAUGAAUCGGUUUAUGUAGGCAAAACUAAAGUGGAAGUUUAUUGGGAUGUUCAUGAUUGGCUGUUCAGCUCUGGUCUAAGACAUGGUAUGUUCAUAUUUAGUCCAGAAACUUCAUCAUCAUCAUCAUCAUCUUCUUCAUUAUCUGAUCCAUCAUCAGCUCCAUUGUCAACAUUGAUUAAUACAGAAUCAGGAGAUGAUAAUAAUGAAAAUGUUGAUGGGUCAUCUAGAUAUUCCUUGUUUGUGUAUGCUUGGAAGAUGGAGUAAAUUAUUGGUGUUUUACAUAAUUGGGUCAUUGACACUGAAUCAUGGAAAAGUAUCAUCAAAUUUUGGAAGAAUUAAAAGAGAAUGAGGGAUCAGACAGUGGCUAUUAUGUGUUGGUUGAGGCAAGUGAAAAAAAUAAUAUAUAUAUAUAUAUAUAAAAAUAAAUAAAUAGGUGACCAAACACAUGGACCAAAGGAGUGGAGUAGUAGGGAGGGACAUGGAGGCUUGCUAGCUGGAAUUGAUUAGGUAAUAGGGACAUGACUGGACAAGCCAUAUUGGAUCACGUAUAUGUGCCCACAAAUUAUCCAAUUGUGCCCAUUACCCACCAUUAAUGACUUUAUAAUUGCUCUAUAAUGCCUGUAUGGAUAUUGCUAUAUUUUUAUUUUCUUUCCUUUCA
Messenger RNA from Ziziphus jujuba (common jujube), 1834 nucleotides. RefSeq lists its product as uncharacterized. The record is from RefSeq and is a predicted model, not a curated record. NCBI's taxonomy places the organism in Eukaryota, Viridiplantae, Streptophyta, Magnoliopsida, Rosales, Rhamnaceae. The transcript has a single exon. Bases 493 to 1440 code for a protein of 315 amino acids.